Paramormyrops kingsleyae is the source of this 5612-nucleotide messenger RNA. The record is from RefSeq and is a predicted model, not a curated record. NCBI's taxonomy places the organism in Eukaryota, Metazoa, Chordata, Actinopteri, Osteoglossiformes, Mormyridae.
AAGAUAAAAGGAGAGCUGCUGCCUUGUAAACAAAUUUUGCUGUGUUGCUGUUAUGCUCCCAAGUGUAUAGAAUGAAUAAAACUUACUCAUCCAAAACAUAUAUCAUAUUGCUAAACCCUGUUUGAUCAGAUCAUGCAACAUUCAAUCUUAAUAUCCAUUUUAUUCACCUGUCCAUGUUGUUAUUUUUGUUUCACUACCAUCAUACUGAUUGUGAACCACUAAAAAAAUGUAACUAAAGCACAGCAAGGUCACAAAGAAGGUGUGUGCAAAAAAGCAAGAUGGGUGACACAUUAAGAAACACUGAUAGGAAAAUGUUUGUGGAAUUUAGAAGGACAGAGGAGGGUGAGGCCAAAGAAUGGAGGCGGGGAAAAAUAAGAAGUCCUGGGAGGUGAAACUGAAGACGUUGUUUAGCUGUAAGACUAGUUUGUGAGAGAUGAGGUGUGGCUGCACCAAGUACUAAAGCACACAAAGUAACUCAAUUUCCUAGUGAAUUCUAUGAAUGAAGGAUUUCCUGUAGCAAAGUCACUGAUUUGGGACAAGCUAAACCAGUGAGUGAGGCAGGUUUGGACCUGUAUGAAGCUAGCUACCUAGGUGCCUAGACUUUAAUUCCACUGCUGUGGCCAUGUGUCUUAGCUGACAAAUGGAUUUAUCACUAAGCCAACUCAUAUUAAGGUUCUGCUUUUACAAGGUAUGCUUUUAGAAAAGCAGAGCUUCCUGGUAAUAUUGCAUGACUGAGACUGUGACGUGCAGAGGGGCUGAAGUGUGUUUUACGUUCGUACGUCUUGCAGCUACACCAUGUUCUGUUAGAUUACAAAGUGACUACUGGAGCACAGAACAGCGCUCUGAGAGUUCUGGAAAGAAAACAAGGAAGAGACUAAGACAGAAAGGUAGCCAGAAUGACCAAAAUGGGACAACUGGAUACCCAAUAGUUGAAAGUCCUUUGGAAGAAAUACAAAGUCUGCAGAGAUUCACACAGAGCUCACAGCUGGACAUGAAUGGGAAGGUGGUUGGGAAAGGACCUGCCAGCACCACCAGCGAUGUCAACUCCAACUGCCUCGCCAUGGUGACUGAUCUGUCCCUGGAAUCACAGCCCAACGGACGGGCCUCUCGGUCAUCCAAGAAAGCUGUUACAUUUGGGAAGCGAUCUAACUCCAUGCGGAGGAACCCCAAAGCUGAUGUCUCCAAGCAGGGCUGGCUGUACAAGCAGGCGAGCAAUGGGGUAAAACAGUGGAACAAGCGAUGGUUUGUACUGACAGACCGCUGUCUCUUCUAUUAUAAAGACGAGAAAGAGGAAGGAGUGCUGGGGAGUCUCCCGCUCCUCAGCUUCCAGAUCGGGGUGGUCCAGCCUGCAGAUAACAUCACCCGCAAGCACGCCUUUAAGAUGACUUCCCUUAUUGUCUUUUGUGAAGUGGAACAGAAGGAGGCAAAUAGUAAUGGGAGCUUGGGCUUCUGUCUGCAGGCUGAGCACGCCGGCACCCGCACCUACUACUUCAGUGCUGACAGCACAGAAGAGCAAGAGGACUGGGUGCACGCCAUGAGUGAGGCAGCGUGCGUGCAUUUUGUGCCUGUUCUGAGCAGGAACAACUCGGAGAACAUCCCUCCAGCAGGAGGGAACACCAUGGCGGUGACUAAAGGAGCAGAGCUUCACCAGCAUGGCGAGGGCAACAACCAGAGGAUGGAAUCCAGGAAGGCAAAUCGGCAGGAUGCUAAGCCUGGGGUCAAUAAUGUGGAAUCCAAAGAGACCACCAGCCCCACCACACUGCGGACCCCAGACUUAAACAGUAGAGACAGUGGCUUUCAACCAAAUGGGUGGGGAAAAUCUGAGUCUCCCCAUGACCCAGCCUUCCAACCACAGGAAUCACAUGAUCAGAAGGAAAACACAGUGCUGCGCAGGGGAUUUGUGCCAAGGACACAAUCAGAGAGGAUGGCACAGAGAAAAAGCUCCAUGACACAGCUGCAGCAAUGGGUGAACCAGCGUAGGAGCAUGACUGCACAGGAGGAUAUGCGCAGUCCUUCUCACUUCUACACAGUGAACCGAGGCAUGGCUCCUGAAUACUACGGAGUGUACAGUGGCUCCCCUUACGUCGAAGAGUGCCCCUUGUAUCCCCCAGGCAUACGGCCUGAGAGCAUCUGCUCCGUGAUAGCUGGGUUUGAUAAGCUAUCACCCCGGUGGGCAACUGAAGAACGCAGGCGCUCUCUGAUGGAUGGACCCCUCUAUGGGCGUGAGCCCCAGUGGGCAGCUGCCCCACCUGUCCCUCCCCCAGGCUACUAUCAUGGCCAGCUGGAGUCAGCUGAAACGUCCUUGCGAAGCCUGUCCAUGCAACCACGCUCACGCUCUGUGCCACGGUCGCCCUCCGCCUCCUCCCCAGGGCCAUACUCCCCCGGGCCUCGCAACUUCCCAUCACCAGUCCGCUCUCCCAGUGCUCCCUUUGACCGUGGCCCAGGGCGACACCGGGAAGAUCCCAUUUAUGCUGACCCUUCCAUUUAUGGCCUCAGAAGGUCAAUCAGCUCACCCAAGUAUGAGUAUGCCAGAGACAGACGGUCCACUAGCCAAGGAAUGUAUCAUUACAAGUACCCUGGUUCACCUUCUCUGCAUGACAAAAUGAAGGACAUCUUAGACCUCCAGCUUCAGAGGAACCUGGAGUACUUAGACCAGCAGGUGAUGGAGGGCGACCACUUGAUCGGCUUGGUAACCAGAAUGGUGGACCACUCACCCAGAGCCAAAUUCUACCUGCAAGUAAGAGAGGAAGGAUUGUCAGAGAGAGGCAGACUAUGGGCUCAUAACCCUUGCAGGAAACAGGUUCCCCCAUUCCAUAAGGUCUACAGGGACAUUCACCCCUUGUACAAGGCUAAUGAGAUUGAAACUGGCAAAUUACUGGGCCGACUAUGUGACCAGCACAGACUUUUGAAGGAGCAGGAGGCAAUAGUUCAGCGUCUCCGUAUGGAAAAGGAGAGCUUGGAGGGGGCAUUGGUGGCCACACACCAUGAACUGGAGGUGUACAGGAGCCAGCCCUCUGUUACCAGCAAGCUACAGCUGAAGAAGGAGACACUGCAGAACCAGCUCAUCAAUAUUCGUGGAGAACUCUCACAGUCAUCUAGUGCCCUGACCACAACCAGGAUGGAGUUUGAUGCACUAGAGGAUGAAGUUAAUGCUGUUCAUGGUGACCUCUGGGAACAGCUUAACGCUGGUGGGCAGAAUGAGCUGCUGCAUCGGCACAUCCAGAAAGAGUUCUGGAAAAUCCAGGAUGUGCUUGAGGGACUGCAGAAGAACCCAUCCCGGGGCAUGGACACUGCCAAAAACAGAGUGGUCAGCGGAGCAUCCGGAUCCUUCAGCACAAACAGCCCUGCCAGCCCACUGAGUUCUGUCAGUUUCACAAGCCCCCUCAGCCCCUUCUCUCCUGUCUCAGGCUCCCAGAGCUCCCCCUCCAAGCUGGCGGCCAUGGAGCACAAAUUCAACUACCGGUCUGACCUUUCGUCGGUGGAGAAAGUUAACAGUAGUGACUGCCAGAAACUGGAGCAGGAUAGGCAAGCUAAUAUGAACAAAGUUGGUGUAGUUCCCCCCAGAACUAAGUCUCCCACAGAAGACGAACUGAACUCUUAUGAUGCCAUCUAUCGUAGAAAUGGAAACAUUCCCAAUGGGAUUUCAAGGGAGAGACCCAAGAGUGCCGUCUUCCCAGCUGAGGUCAGAUCCAAGAUGAGUGUAGAGGAGCAGAAUGAGAGGAUCAGGAGGAACCAGAGCAACAGCGUGCGGGACAAGAGGCGAAGUCUGAACCUCCCAAGCUCUCAGCCUAUCGAUGGCUUUAAAACAUCCACUAACUAUAGAGUGGUCCGGCGUAGAUUGACAGCACACGAGGUGGACAUCAAAGACCUGGAGGCAGCAGUGCGGGGAGAGGGGGUAGAAUCACCCCGGGAGGAGAUUGCACGGUUGCGACGGCUCCAGAUUGAGCCUGAUGCAUACAACAUGGGCCUAAAUAAGGAGCUGUCAGCACCAGAAAAGGUUCUGAUUCCAGAACGGUACUUGGACGUAGAACCCAGCACACCUCUGAGUCCUGAGGAGGAGCGAGAGAAGCAAAAGAAGGUGGAGCGGAUCAAGACACUAAUUGCCAAAUCAAACAUGCAGAACGUUGUCCCCCUUCUGGAUGGCCCUGCCGAGAGCCGAGAGACUGAUCCAGAACAGCAACUUCAGGAACAGGAGAAGCGAAUUGAGAUCUCUUGUGCUUUAGCUGCCGAAGCAUCCCGACGCAGCCGACUCCUGUCCGCUCAGUGCGCCUUGAGCCCCUCUGCCUCCCCUACCAGCUUGGCCCCUCUCCCCUCUGCUAACUUCUCUGACUCCUCUCAGAUCAUGAAGGUGUGAGUCUGUGAAGCCCAGGCUUUGGCUGCUGUGAAGUUCAAUGGAGCAUCAUUCUGAAAAUUGAAAAUAUGGAUAGAUUCUUAAAUAUUCUUUUUCCCAGAGUAUAUUUUUUUAGUCAGUCAUUUUACAGCAGUAAGAGAGAAUAGAAUUUAUGUUCUGUGUGACUGCUUUCAAGACGUGGUGAACACGAGAAGUACCAGUUUCUAAAUUGCAGUAGAAGCAACAACUUCCCUUCUUUAUGACCCACAUAUUCUCCAUUUAAGUGCAGUCACGCCCAUCUUGCCUGCCAAGUUAAAAUUGUCAGGCUGAAUAGUUUCCAUACUGCAAACUUCAGACUGUUUGGAAUGGAACUAUGAAGCCAUUUAUAAAGCUGAAAUUAGCGAGAGAGAUGCAGGGUGAUUCUGAUAGUGUGCUGAAAUCUCAGCUUGUAUUACACAGUAUCCCAGCUCAGGGUGGUGGUCAGGUGAGGAAGCUGCAUCUAUCACUAAUUAGUAAAGGAUCCAGGUGGAGUUGGACAAUGCUGUAAAUCAAAAUUCACAGAGGAACCGAAGAGUGCAGAAGGUUGGGGGAAGUCUUCAGCUUGAGACGGAUGAGAUGAACCAGUGGCGACUCAGACGCAGGCUCCAGAAACAGUUGCUGAAGUGCAUUUGAAACCUGGGACAGUUGUUGACUGUGUGGCCAGUUGAACCAAAUGCCCAUUCCUGUGGCUGCUUAGACUGGGGAAAGAAGACCCAUCUACUGACUUGCAGCACAUGCAUGUGGGCACAGACUUCUACACUUCAUUAGCAGCCCCUGCUCAUGCUCAAAUGUGGAGUGCACACCUUGUGGACACCAAACACACUGUGACACAUUUCAGCACCCCUUGUUAUAUCUUCUCUGCAUAGGGCUUGUUGUGGACAUUUCAUACGUGCACAGUCUGGUAUCAUCCCAGCACUGUGUGUGUGUGUGUGUGUGUGUGUGUGUGUGUGUGUGUAUGUAAAUAUAUGCACACACCUAAAUAUAAGACAUUUGCUUGUAAAACUUACCUUUGCAUCAAAGUAAGUAUUCUUCUAUGAUACCCACAGUUAUAUUCUUAGUUUGAGAAAAUGCAUAGAUUGUGAACUGGGGUUUUGGGGUAAAAAGAAGUGACCUUAGAAGUGUAAUAUUGCUAGUUAAAUCACAGAUUUGUCCACCUUCCAAUGGGUCAGCAAUUUGUCUACCACAUAGUUCAUUCUUUAAAUACCUUCUCAUUAUUUGUUAAGGUCUCUCUCUCUCUCUCUCU